Messenger RNA from Schizosaccharomyces cryophilus OY26, 2392 nucleotides. Its product is annotated as gamma tubulin complex subunit Alp16. The transcript has a single exon. The record is from RefSeq and is a predicted model, not a curated record. The coding region runs from base 90 to 2315 and encodes 741 amino acids. Lineage: Eukaryota; Fungi; Ascomycota; Schizosaccharomycetes; Schizosaccharomycetales; Schizosaccharomycetaceae.
CACUUCAUCAACCAACAAGAAAAGCCAACAAGUCCAGUGUUUUCCAAAACACAGAUAAGUGGUUGUUUGAAUGGAAGAAGCAAUAUGGAAUGAAUGUUGGCAGGAAAAGUAAUUUGUUUCCUUUCGAAACUUAUACAAAAUUGCAACUCCCUCUGUUAGAGCCGACUCUCUUGCAUGAACUAGGGAUUUUCAAUGAAAACGAAAGCAUCAAACGAAAGUAUUUGGAUUUAUCAGAGGGCAUAGACGAGGUUUCUUUAGCGAAGGACAAUACACUGCUGGGAAAAGAUGUCUUCUUAGGUGUUUCAAACUCGUCUGGUUUGAUCAACUACAAGGCUGAAGGGAAGGAUGAACAUAGGGAUGAAAGUUAUUUCUUCGAAUCUUCUACAGACAGGAAGCGGAUAAAAUCACAAAGUCCGGAUUUAGAAUCUUCGUCCUAUGACCAAAGCGCUUUCAGUGAUUCGAGCGUUUUAGGUUAUUAUUCGAAUUGGGAAGGUACAAAUUUUGUCGCGAAAGAAGCAAAGACACCAUUCUUUACAGAAUGUCCUCCUUUUAUCUAUGACGAGUUUUUACAUGAAGAUGGCUCUCCCGAUGUUCCAUCUGUUCAACGGAUUUCAUCUCAACAGGUUUAUUUAUCAUUAUGUGCUUUGAUUCAAGGAUUCGAAACUUCUUUAUUCCUUUGGAAUGAUGAAAAUCUAACCUUUCUUGUGCCCAACUGUGUUUCUAUGUCAGGAACAUCUCAGCUUUCCUUUACGAGUUUCGCUGCAAAGUUUGUUUCUAUUGGCAAUUUAAUACGCAAAUCUUUAAAGAAAAUUAAUACGCCAGUGUCAAUUGCUCAAUUUUACUUGUUUAAUUUCUGUUCCAACGGUAUUACUCAGUAUCGUAAUAAGUUACAAGCUUGGUUAUUUGAAAAUCACUCACCAAUGUGUGGAAUUUUAUCGCUUAUGAGUUUUAUCCAAAAUUUUCAUCCUUUGUUCCAUAUACUUGAAUAUGUUUUGCAUAUUCCGCCUUCUCGACAAGAUGCUGUAUCGAUAAUGAAUGCUCUUUAUGAUUAUACAAAUAUGUGCCAGAAUACCAAAGAUUAUCCGGUAGCUUUGCAGUGUCUUGUUUAUUGUUCUGACCCCUUUUUUCUAAAAUUAAAUACGACAUUGGACUUUACUGUUUCAAAUAAGCACAUACAAAACUAUAUCAAGUCAUUUCCAAACUUUUUCCCUUCUGAUCUCGCUUUGCUUCUUUCUGAAUUUUUAAAGUCUUUCACUAUGAUUCAAGAAUAUCCUGCAUUCUAUGAAGCAUUACGGCCAAAGUUAGCUACUCCUUUAAAAGCUGGUUUCUCCUUUGGUGAAAACUUUCUACAUCUCCAACCAAAGGCAUCACUAAAUUUAUCAGUAAACGAGUUUUCAACUGAGAAAUUAUACCUAGGUGAAGAAGAUGAUUUUGAAGUCAUGCUACAAAAGAUGAAUAUGACACCAAAUGUCGAUGAUGAACUUCCUGCAUUGCAUUUUCGAGAAGGUACAGAUAGAACGUUACCAUUGAAUCUUAUAAUGCAGUUAUGUGUCUAUAAUCCGAUUCAGGACUACAUUUUAGUACUUAUGCGAACCGUGUAUCAUUCCUUAUUCACGACGUGUUUUGCUGCUCAGGUAUUUUCAUUACUACAAAACGUAUGCUGUUUUCAGAGCUCAUCUUUUGUUGACGAAUUAAUGUCCUAUAUACGGGACGAUUUCCUCAGAUUAGAUGAUUCAAGCUCAUUUGAACAUGCAUUGUUGUCGUUUGCGUCUUCUUCUAACCAGUUUACAAUUCACGAAAUCGAACGUCUUGGGUUAGAUGUAUUUGCGAGCUCUCAUAUUCAAGUCUUUUUACACUACAACAAAGGAGAAACCCGACCUAACACGUUCGGCGCUUUAAGUCUAAAUUGCCGGAUUUCAGGACCGUUACAAAUGUUAUUCCCAGAAAAAGUAUUGUAUCUCUAUUCUGAAAUAUUUUCCAGACUAUCCUAUUUCUUUGAACAAAAAGCGUCCAUCGAAUAUGAAUUUCAACAGAGUCAGCAGCUUUGGGACAAGAAAGCCAGAAUUCAAAAAUGGUUUUUUUACCAGAAUAUUAAAAAUGUCGCUUAUGAUCUAGUACAUGUUAUUAUUCCAGAAGCCAUGUCUUCCUUUACCAAGUAUUUCCUAUCCCUUUCCAACUUUUCGUCAGACACACCGAUCAGCUAUUUUCCUUCUGAGAUAAAUGAGAAACAUACAAAAAUCCUGACUAAUAUAAUGAAAGACAUAGAAGCCAAGAUAGAUUCCUUCGACAAUGCAAAGGAAACGAGUGUUAAAUAAGAAUUUUCUAAUGCUACACUUAGACAAUAGACUUUCGUAGAAAUAUGAUUUGAAUAAUUAUUAAAUAAACAAUCAGU